Messenger RNA from Hyposmocoma kahamanoa, 5629 nucleotides. RefSeq names its product whirlin (gene dysc). Bases 286 to 2817 code for a protein of 843 amino acids. The transcript is spliced from 20 exons. NCBI's taxonomy places the organism in Eukaryota, Metazoa, Arthropoda, Insecta, Lepidoptera, Cosmopterigidae. Gene Ontology annotation, cellular component: stereocilium tip; stereocilia ankle link complex; cilium. The record is from RefSeq and is a predicted model, not a curated record. Gene Ontology annotation, molecular function: protein binding.
AGCGCCUGCACACCGCCGCCGCCACCGCCGGCAGAGUCGCGACAAUCGCGCGUGCGAUACCCAGUCCGCACGUUCGCUCAGCUCCCGGCACAACAACAACACACGCGCGACGCACGGUGGACGCAUUAAACCUUUCUAGUGCCGGUAUUAGUGAAGUGAUCGUGACACGUGCUCAUCUCCGCGCGACAUGUGAGAUAAUUUUUCGUGACGGCGCCGGCCAGCGGCAUGCGGCGCGGCCCACAUUCACGCAAAAUGAAAUAAUAAGAGGAAAAGGUGACCCCCGGCAUGAGGUCGGGGGAGGCGGGCGAGGGCUCGGAGUUGGCGGAGUUUGGCGCGCGCUGGCCGCCGCCCUAUGCGCAGACGCAGGGCUACGGCUGGGCGCGUUCCGCCACGCCCCAGCACCCGCCCGCGCACCAUCUAGCACGCCACUCGCGCUCGCAGCAGUGGUUGCAGGACAACCGGCACACGAGCUACGAGGCGGAAGACGCGCGGUCUCGAGCGCGUGGAGGGGUGUACUACUCACCCCCGGGCACCUCCUAUACCAUCGUGGAGCGGCCUGCCUCGUCCCAUGGCCACCACACUUCAUACUCCCAAUAUCACUACGCUGGGAAGCUUUCCCGUGCUCCUUACCUUGGUUCUUCCACUAUUCCUAAUAGCACAGCAGGAGCAACAAGCUUGCGAAAUAGCACGAACCACCUGAGCGCGUCGAACGGCAAGAAACGAGCAAUUUCGCCUGAGCAAGUUCUGCGGCUGUUCGGCCAGGGCGGCGCGGCGGCGUUGGGCAAGGCUCUGCCGCCUUCUCACCCUCCCGCGCCACUUCCUGCCCCGCUACCCGCGAGGAGGCACUCACCUGCCAGCAGCCCCAGUAGUACCACGCAUCAUGCGGUAUACCGUGGCGGCGCGGGCGAGCGGGACCGGCCGUACUCAUCUGGCGGCGCGCCGGGCCCGCCGUCGGAACCAGCCACCCGCAUCGUCACCAUGAGCCGCGACCCCGCCGACUCGCACGGCUUUGGUAUCUGCGUCAAGGGCGGCAAGGAGGCGGGUGUAGGUGUGUACAUAUCGCGGGUGGAGGAAGGGUCGGUGGCGGAGCGCGCGGGAUUGCGCCCGGGCGACUCCAUCAUGCAGGUGAACGGGACGCCUUUUGCUGGCAUCUCCCACGAGGACGCGCUAAAGAUGCUGAAGUCGUGCAGGCAACUGACUAUGACGGUGCGAACGUCAGGAGCGUUGCUGAGCCGCGCGUCGUGCUCGUGGAUGGACCGGUAUGGACGGCCCGCGUCACCUCCGCCCCUGCGGCCGCCUCGCUCGGCCAGCAAAGACCGCUCGAUACGAAGGGUGGACCUCUGUAUCGAGCCUGGUCAGUCAUUAGGACUUAUGAUCAGAGGAGGAUUGGAGUACAAUCUCGGCAUCUACAUCACAGGUGUUGAUAAGGAUUCCGUUGCAGAUAGAUCGGGACUCAUGGUGGGUGACCAGAUCCUGGAAGUGAAUGGACAGUCGUUCGUGGACGUAACACACGAUGAGGCAGUCGCUCAACUCAAGUAUCACAAAAGGAUGUCGUUGCUCGUGCGUGAUGUGGGGAAAGUCCCCCAUGCGUGUACUGCUUACGGGGAGAGAGAUGCGACACCAAGGAUCAGUGGGUGGGGUAAAAGGAGAGGCGCGGCGUCAUUAGCGGUAGAGCAGAAAGCUCGUUCGCUACUGCCAGCUAGUGACUUGCCGGCGAUGGCGUACUAUAUGGAAGAGUAUGCGGCGAGGAGACUUACUCCUGAUGCCUUCCUUACGGUGCUACGGGAUCUCUUGGAUACACCACAGAAGUACACACUUCUGACAGAAAUCAGGGAGUUCUUGCUGCCGGAAGACAGACCAAGAUUUGACGAGCUUGUCUACAGGCGCGGAGAAGAACCAUUCGAUCAUCAUAUAAAGCGUGCGGCCGAGCGGCAAAUGCUGCCUUCCUCGACCAUGCACGAGUUGCACGACCCGGAGGGGCCGUCAGAGGCAGUGCUCGUGGCCGACCACCGCUCCCCCUCCGAGGACUCCGGGCUCGGCCUGCCGCCGCACGACCACGCUUACAGGAGCGGGCGCGGGUGGCGCGCGACCGCCGACGCGCCGCCGCCUGAUGACGACCUGGAGCCACCGCACGAGGAGUACGAGGAAGAAGGCCGGAGGUCAAGACGGCAUUCCUCACCGUGUAAUUCUAGAGAGGGCAGCACCACUGCGCUUCAUACCCAACAUUACGACGACGCCGACCAGUGCGGCUAUCUCGAGGGGCUGCGCUCAUCACUCGGUGGCUGGACGCAGAAAGUUAAAUCAUGGUACUGGGGACGACCUCUAGAGUUGGCUCACAAACUAUCUCGCAGUUUCGAUAUGAAAGAAGAUGGAGGAACGUUGCUCGAUGAGCGAGGUGGCAUAAGAAGACAUCAGUCCAUGCAGCGGCUGCAACACGGGGAAUCUGCGGCGGAUGAAGGCCGCGCAGCAAGGGUCGUACAUGACCAUCACGGCAACCUACAAAUUUCCGUUAAAAAAACAAAGCCCAUACUGGGCAUUGCUAUCGAAGGCGGUGCUAACACGAAGCAUCCGCUGCCUAGAAUUAUUAACAUACACGAGCAUGGCGCUGCUUACGAGGCAGGAGGAUUAGAAGUAGGCCAGUUGAUUUUGGCGGUGGAUGGCCAUCGCGUAGAAGGAAUGCAACAUCAGGACGUCGCGCGAUUAAUAGCAGAGUCCUUCGCUCAGAGAGAUAAGCCCGAGAUAGAGUUCCUGGUGGUGGAAGCAAAGAAAUCCAACCUGGAACCAAAGCCAACUGCACUUAUCUUUCUGGAGGCCUAACAUCUACUUUCCCUCCCCGCCAGCGACCCACCGGCCGCGCUGGGCAGCGCGACGCCGGAGGUCGACCUCACCGCGCACACCACGGAAUAGCCAACUCCAACCUGCGCUGCCACAUGCUCUUCUAAAUGCGCUAGCAUAAACAUAUGCUCGUCGGCUCUUCUCUAUUUACUGUUCCUUGUACACUGACACCCAAGUUCUUGAUUCUUCGUCAUCAUCAAACUUGACGAACCGUAAAGGAAUAGUUUAAGUAGUGAAUAGAGCUGAACGCAGCAGUUGUAGCGUAUUUUACUCUACAGGUGAUCUGAUAGGCAAACAAACAGCGGGCAUCAACACCGAAUACGGAUCUGAAGUUGCAAUGAACUGAAACGACAAUAAACGGCGACACGACGCAGGUAAACCAGUAGGCUGUACCAAACAAUGGCACAAGGGAGGCAAAACUUUUUACAUCUUGAUGAAUUGUCCACAGUAAUAGAAAAUAGUUACGAAGCACACUGCCCAAGGCGUUCGAAAUUAACUUUCUCCUCCUAAAUUACGUCCCUCAUUCCUCUUUCUUCAGUGAGAAGGAUUGAGUGGUCACAAAAGAUUUUAUAAAUCAUUUUCUAGAAGUAGCAUACAAAUUUACCAGUAGUCGGCGACUGAAUUUUAUAAAACAAAAUUCUCCUACUUUUACCAAUUACUAUAAGUUCAUCUUAAAAUCACCAUUAAGCAUCAUAACGUUAAAAUUUUUGCAGGUAGUUUUGAUCUAUGCAAUUCCGUAACAAAUUUAAAUAAACGAUAGAUUUUUAAAGAGGUAACAUAGAUCUUAUGAUUUUAAUUUUCGAAAGGAAAUUGUGCUAAUAGUUAUUGAUUGGCAAUGGUGCUACGGGAAGAUAUCACUCAGAGUUUCAACUUCUCAGAUCAUGUUCACGCGUAGUUAUCACUAGUUUAAUAGAGCUUUUCGUCAGCGCGUUCAUGCAUCUCAUGAGCGGCGGGUUCACCCGCGAGGUGUCAUCCAUGUGCCAUUAACGUUGUGUUGGGAGUGGUAUAUUCAGUGGUCAUGACUCUUAAAGGUCAUCUCAUCAGGUCGCUGAACGGCGUAGACACGCAGUAGCAGCCCUAGAGCCUCAUCUUUGUCAUCUGUAGAGCAGAGCUUUGCAGCACGCGACGCGCCCCUAAGCAAGCUGGUCACUUUCUCAUAAAAACAUCAAAUUUAUAAGCCUUUACACCCUUUAUAUCCACACUAAAUUUUAGUUUUCUAAACGAUAGUUUAUUUUAUAUUCUAAUCAGUAGUUUGUUGAUUUUAUAAAAUUUUAUAUGGAUGUUUCAAAGUUUGAACAACUUAGCUUGGUUCAGUUUGCUUAGCGCGGCUCCAUCGACAACAGUGCGUCAAACAUGUCAUUCCAUCAGGUAGUUAAACGGUGAGUUACACGAAAUUAUGGCGGAGAGGGAUUUUAGCCCACUCUUUGAUUUAUAUAUACGUAAUUUUAAGUGAAUGUGUGCAAUACAUGUAUAACCAAAAUGUUAUGUUAGAUGUUAGACUCAGUAAACUGUUUACGUCAUUGAUAUUAUUGUAGGCCAUCAUGGAACGUUACUCGAUGAAGGUAGCGGUAAUUAAUGUAAACAUGAUGUGGGCAGUAUACAUACAUAAUAUUUCCAUUAUAUCAAUGUGAGUGUUGUUAGUGCUUUGAUAUCCAAAAAACUGUAGAUAUUGUACACGUUCCAAAAAUUUUAUGAUAUGUAUUUGUAUAAAUGUAACAUGCUGUAAUUAACCUGAUUAUAUUUCGUUUAUCGACAAGAUUCCAUGUACGGUUGUAAAUAUAUAUCUAUACUACAUGUAAGCUGUAAAUAUCAGAUUUGAACGUACUUGUAAUAUAAAAUUAAUAUAUUUAUUGAAGUUAGUGCCAAAAGCAUUUGACAAUCCCCUCUACAAUGUGUGUGCGACGCUACAGGCAGUACUGAAUUUUACUAAAGUUUUCUAUUAUGUACUCUGCCAGCAUUGUACUGACGCUAUUAUAUUCACAGAUAUGCUUCGAUUAUUAGAAGUUGGUCAUCAUUAUACGUGUUUUAAUUCAAUAUUGUACCUAACACUUUGCAUAAUUAAAUACAAAUUCCAAAUUUUGUAUAUUUUCACAUUAUACGAGUACAUACACGUAGAUAAUAUUUUCAAUAUAUAAUUAUUUUAAAUCUGAAUAUAGUUCAAAAUUAAGGUCACACAUAGACAUCCGCCUCUUCAGAACUUACAAUUUUAUCCCUUCAAAAUAAAUUUAAUUAAAAUAUAUAUGUAAAUGAUCAAAUAUGCACUGAACAACUAUAUUUUGUACGAGUAAUUAUAGUUAAUUUUAACUUAUACCUAAUUGUAUUUAAAGCUACAUAUAAGUUUGUAUGAUUACACUAAGUAUUUGAGUCAAUUCAUCAUUUGCGCAUUGAACACAGUUUUAAUGUAGAGUAUAAGAAUUAUUUUCAUAUUCUUCUGUAAAAUGUCAUUGAAUAUGCCAAUUAUGUUUAUUGGCAAAAUUAUUUAACACGUGUAAUUAGCAAUAAAAAUAUUUUAGUUUUUAUUUAAGAUUUGUUUAUCAACAGUUCAAGUCCUACGAAAGCAGAAAAUAAAGGUACACAAUUGGUUGUCCCACCUAGACCGACCAUAUGAGUUUGCAUUUCGUUAAUAUCUCGAAAGACGGUGCGACUGUAGAGAUUUUAAUGUCAGCCUCAGUUAGCCCAUAAAUUGGUAUACAUUUCACAGAAAAAAUCGCAGGUUAGUUCGCAGUUUCGUUGAAAACGAUCUAUGUUGUAGUCUGUUGUUAAGUUUGUCGUUGAUGACAAAAAUAUAUUGUUA